This is a messenger RNA of Ictalurus punctatus (channel catfish), 7860 nucleotides long. RefSeq names its product intersectin 2b (gene itsn2b). Gene Ontology annotation, biological process: intracellular signal transduction; positive regulation of Rho protein signal transduction. The coding region runs from base 302 to 5848 and encodes 1848 amino acids. Gene Ontology annotation, molecular function: guanyl-nucleotide exchange factor activity; protein binding; calcium ion binding. The transcript has 39 exons. The record is from RefSeq and is a predicted model, not a curated record. NCBI's taxonomy places the organism in Eukaryota, Metazoa, Chordata, Actinopteri, Siluriformes, Ictaluridae.
GAUUGCAGCGAAGGGCCGCGAACCUCAGAGCCGUCAGCCAUGUUGUAUCUCUGACAGCGCUUUCCGCAACAGGUUGUCAGGGUUUAAAGGAAAAAGAAUUAGGGCAACCUUCACCAAUAUUGUUUAUCGCUUCUUUACAUGAGAAGACGUUGAAAGAAGAUAUUUACAUCUCCAUGGGAUCACACACAGUCAAAAAUGUCCAUUUCUCCUUCGUUGUGGAAUAGUCAGGGUGCCUGAGCUAGCAAGUUGAGUCGAGGACCAGGACUACUUUUCCUGUUUCCCCACACCCCCACCUGCAACCAUGAAUGGUGGCCGCAGUAUAUGGGCUAUAAGUCCAGAGGAAAGGGAUAAACAUGAUCAGAAAUUUGACACCCUCUCCCCAGUGCAGGGUUUUGUGACUGGGGACAAGGCACGAGGUUUCUUCCUGCAGUCAGGCCUCCCUUCCUCUGUGUUGGCUGAGAUCUGGGCUCUGGCUGACAUGAACAGGGAUGGGAAAAUGGACCGUUUGGAGUUCUCUAUUGCUAUGAAACUGAUUAAGAUGAAGUUGCAGGGUCAGAAUCUUCCUUUAGCUCUGCCUAUCAUCAUGAAACAGCCACCAGUACCUGCUCCUACCAUGCCACUAACACCACUUGGGAUGGGAUCCAUGCAAAACAUACCCAUGGUCCCCACUAUGCCUGUUCUUACCCCCAUGCCACUGCCCUCCGUAAGUCCUAUGCAGGGCAUGACUCCCAUGAUGCCCACUGGACUGACCAUGCCAAUAAUGCCCACCAUUAAUGCUCCCGCUCUGGCCAAUGGACCUGUGGGUAUAAUACAGCCCACUCCUGUUUCUCUUACAAAUGCUCUCCCACUGAACAGUUACUUCACUUCCUCUCAAAUGGGGUUUUCUCCCACUGCCAAGACAUCAGCUCUCCUGGACCUGAGUUCCAGCAGCUCGAACUCUUCUUCCACAACAUCUUUAGCCAGCAGCUCUCCUCAAAGCAGCCCCUUGGACUGGGCUGUGCCGCAGGCAUCCCGGCUUAAAUACAGACAGCAGUUCAACAGCCUAGAUAGGCAGAUGAUUGGCUAUCUGUCAGGCCCUCAAGUGAGGAAUGCAAUGGCUUCAACAUCAUUAAGUCAAACACAGCUAGCCACUAUUUGGAACCUGGCAGAUGUAGAUAAGGAUGGCAAACUAAAGGCAGAUGAGUUUAUUCUGGCCAUGCACCUGGUUGAUAUGGCCAGGGAAGGACAGGCUCUGCCUCUUGCUCUUCCUGUUGAUCUUGUACCCCCAUCACUCAGAGGGAACGUUGGCGAUUCAUUGAAUGGAUCCACCAGUUCGUCCGUCUAUGCUUCCCUAGCUGAGGAGUUUACAGACUCUGAUCCGCCACAGAAAUCCAAGAAUAACUUGACCUUUGAGGACAAGUUCAAGGAAAACCUGGAGCGUGGAAAUGCAGAGCUGGAGAAACGGCGCCUGGCUUUGCUGGAGCAACAGCGACGUGAGGAAGAGAGGAGAGCGCAAAAAGCUCGUGAGGAGCAGGAGAGAAAAGAGAGGGAGGCACGUGAGCUAGAGCUGAGGAGGAAGAGAGAGGAGGAGCAGAGACUGGAGCGACAGAGGGAGCUGGAAAGGCAGAGGGAGGAGGAGAGACUCAAAGAGCUAGAGAGGAAAGAGGCCGCUAAGAAGGAGCUAGAGCGGCAGCGCCAGUUUGAGUUGGAGAAGAAGAAAAAGCAGGACCUCCAGAACCAGAAAAGUCAUGAGCAAGAGAUCAUCAUUCACUUGAAGUCAAAGAAGAGGAGUCUGGAGUUGGAGCUUGAAGCUGUGGGGAACAAACAUAAAGAAAUCUCUGAAAAACUGAGAGAUGCCCAGGCCAAGAAGAAAGUCCAGAAAAUUGAAUUGGAUUGUAUCAACCAGAAGAGAGAUGGACAAAUAAUAGAAAUCAACUCGUUGCAGCAGCAGUUUGAGGAGUUGCAGAGGAAACUGGCACAGUUAGCUCCAGAGCAGCAGAAGCUGAACGAGAUGCUUCGAAAUGUGAAUCUGAACAACAUGACAGCUUCCACAAUGACCACUUUACAGAAGAGUGUUACAGAUAAAGACCUCAGCUGUAGAAAGUUGAAAGAACAGCUUGAUGCUUUAGAGAAAGAGAUGACAGCAAAACUGGGUGAUAUGGAUCAGUAUAAAAAGGACAUACAGGACCUCAGAGAGAGCCAGAGAGAUCAGCAGUCUGCACUAGACAAACUGCGUAGUCUCAAAGCAGACAAACUGAGAGAGCUCAAAAGAUGCAAAGAGGAAGAACUGGAGAAGAAAAGAAGGGAGGAGGAAGAACAACGGCGCAUCAAACAGGAGAAGGAACGCCAGUGGCAGGAGAAAGUGCGGCGUGAUGAGGAGGAGAAACAGAGGAAACUCCAGGAGGAGAGAGAGGCCAAACUCCGAGAGGAGGAGGAGAGAGAGAGGCAGGCUUGUCUGCAGGCUGCCAAAGAACAAGCAGAAAGAGAGCGCAGGGCACAGGAGGAGGAGGAGAGGAGGCAGAGGGAGGAGGAGAGGAGGAGGAAGGAAGAGGAGGAGAAGAAAAAGAGGAAGGAGGAUGAGAGGAGAGAGCAAGAGAGGAGGAGACGUGAGGAGGAGGAUCACAAGAGGCGAGAAGAGGAGAGGAAGAAAUUAGAGGAAGAACGUAGAAAGCUGGAGGAGGAAAGGAGGAAGCUGGAGGAGGAGAGGCGGAGACAGGAGGUGGAGAGGCGGGAAGAGGAGAAGAGGAGACAGGAAGAAGAGAGGAAGCGUGAGGAGCGUAGGAGAGCAGAGGAGGAACGUCGAGAAGAGGAGAGAAGGAAGGAGCGAGAGGAAGAGGAAAGGCGGCGACUGCGAGCACAGGAGGCAGCAAUCAGGGAUGCAGAGGAGCGGAAGAGGAAAGAGGAGGAGCGGAAGAGGAAAGAGGAGGAAGACCGGAGGAGACGAGACGAGGAAAGAAAGAAACAAGAUGAAGAACGGAGGAGAAAACAACAAGAAGAGCAGGCUGCUGCUGCUGCUACUGCUACUGCAGCUGCAAGGCUGAAAGACGAAAAGCAAAAUGAUUCAAAAUCGGACAUUGUUGCUGCACUUCUCAGAGGAUUAGAGGAGAGGAAAGGUCAUAGACAGCCCCUGGGCAAGUCACACAGGAAAUCAGCAGCUCUGACCAAAUUUAAAGCAUUGUACCCCUUCUCAGCCAGGAACGAGGAAGAACUCUCUUUUGACACGGGUGAUAUAAUUGAGGUGGAUGAGACAAUGGAAAGAGAGGAGGGUUGGCUUUAUGGAAGUUUUCAUGGGAAAUUUGGCUGGUUCCCUGAGAGCUAUGUAGAAAAGCAGCACAAGCCAGAGACACCAAGUACUAAAGCAUCCCUUAAACCGCAGGCCUUGCUGUCGACCUCUCGCAAUGUUACUGAAGCUUCUGUUCAUAGUGGAUCAGGCCAGAACUCUGCCUUCACCCGCACUCACGCCAUGGGCAGCACGUCCACUGAGCACCGUCAGGUGGUGGGGAAACUGCAGGUUAAAGCUUUGUGUUCUUGGACGGCAAAAACUGACAACCACCUCAAUUUCUCCAAGGAUGAUGUGAUCACGGUUCUGGAACAGCAGGAAAACUGGUGGCUAGGGGAACUGAAUGGAAUACAGGGCUGGUUUCCUAAAACUUACGUCAUGGUCCUAAACAGCAGCGACUUGUCUGCAGAUUCCACUGAGGAAUCAACAGCAGCAGAUGCCACUUCCCUUGAGGAAUAUGUGGCUCUCUAUACCUACGAAAGCCCUGAACCUGGAGAUUUGACCUUCACUGAGGGAGACACCAUCCUUGUGUCACAGAGAGAAGGAGAGUGGUGGAGAGGCAGCAUUGGAGACCGUUCUGGACUCUUUCCCUCCAACUAUGUUAAACCCAAGGAAUCUGAUAAUUCAGUCCUCAAACCUGGCACGGUUGGGAAAAAGCCAGAGGUAGCUCAGGUGACCAGUGUGUAUACAGCCUCAGGGACAGGACAACUGAAUCUGUCUCCUGGUCAGCUCAUCGUCAUUCUUAGUAAAAACCACUCGGGCUGGUGGCUGGGUGAACUGCAGGCACGGGGUAAGAAGCGACAGAAGGGCUGGUUUCCAGCGUCUCAUGUUAAACAGCUGGGGUCAAAUAGCGGCAAGUCCACACCUGCGAUCGUACCAGUUGGUCAGGUUAUUGCCAUAUAUGACUACACGGCAGCAAACCAGGACGAGCUGAGCUUCUCCAAGAGUCAGAUCAUCAACGUGCUGGAUAAGAGUGACCCUGACUGGUGGAAAGGAGAAAUCAAUGGUGUCACAGGCCUUAUCCCCACCAACUAUGUGAAAAUGACCACCACUGAAUCUGACCCUAGCCAGCAGUGGUGUGCUGACCUGACGAGUCUAGACUCCAUGAGCUUGCAGGAAAAGAAACGACAAGGCUACAUCCACGAGCUCAUCGAGACAGAGGAUAGAUACAUGGAAGAUCUUCAGCUGGUUCUGGAGGUGUUUCACAAGCCAAUGUCUGAGUCAGGUCUGUUAACAGAAGCUGAGAUGAACAUGAUAUUUGUGAACUGGAAAGAGCUCAUCAUGUCCAACACCAAGCUGCUCAAAGCCCUUUGUGUGAGGAAGAAGAUGGGAGGAGAAAAGAUGCCAGUACAUAUGAUCGGGGACAUCCUAGCCACUGAGCUCUCACACAUGCAGGCCUACAUUCACUUCUGCAGCUGCCAGUUAAAUGCUGCUGCUUUGCUGCAACAAAAGACUGACCAGGAGCCAGAGUUCAAAGACUUCCUCAAGAAAAUUGCCACAGAUUACCGCUGUAAAGGAAUGCCAUUGUCCAGUUUUUUACUGAAACCUAUGCAGAGAAUCACACGUUACCCUCUCCACAUCAAAAAUAUUCUUGAGAGCACCCCUGAGAAUCAUGUGGAUCAUGCUCAGCUGCGAGAAGCUCUGGAGAAGGCUGAGGAGCUGUGCUUUCAGGUGAAUGAGGGCGUGAGAGAGAAGGAGAACUCGGACCGUCUUGAGUGGAUCCAAAACCAUGUUCAAUGUGAGGGAAUCACAGAGAAUCUGGUUUUCAACUCCUUGACCAACUGUCUGGGUCCACGAAAACUCCUCCACAGUGGGAAACUGUUCAAGACCAAGAGUAAUAAGGAACUGUAUGCUUUUCUUUUCAAUGACUUCCUUCUCCUAACCCAAGCUGUCAAGCAGUUCACUUCUUCAGGCUCAGACAAACUCUUCAGCCCAAAGUCCAAUACACAGUACAAGAUGUACAAAUCAGUUUUGUUCCUGAAUGAAGUCCUGGUAAAGAUGCCACCUGAUCCAUCCAGUGAUGAGCCAGUCUUCCACAUCUCUCACAUUGACCGGGUUUAUACCCUCAAAACAGAUAAUAUUAAUGAGAGGACUGCAUGGGUUCAGAAGAUCAAAGCUGCCUCAGAGGAGUUCAUUGAGACUGAGAAAAGUAAAAGAGAUAAGGCCUUUCAGGCUCGCUCAAUGAAAGCCAAUGGAAUUGGCCGUCUGCUUGUAACGGUCCAGGAGGCAACAGAACUUAAAUCCUCUAAAUCAAGUGGAAGGUGCAAUCCUUACUGUGAAGUAACCAUGGGGGCACAGUGCUACACCUCUCGAACUCUGAAUGACACGCUAAACCCAAAAUGGAACUUCAACUGUCAGUUCCACAUCAAGGACUUGUAUCAAGAUGUGCUGUGCAUCACCAUUUACGAACGAGAGCAGUUUGCACCUGAUGAAUUCUUGGGUCAGACAGAGCUGCCUGUGGCCACUAUUAAGAAGGACCUGGAGAACAAAGGUGCGGCGACAAAAAGACUGUUGCUUCACGAAGUGCCUACUGGGGAGGUCUGGGUCCGUCUAGAUUUUCAACUGUUUGAUGGCAAAACCCCUAAAUGAAAGGAAUAAUGGCUUGUUAUGGACACUGAACAGCUACAUGCUGUUUAUACUCCAGAUCUUCUUUACAAAACACCUUGCCUUAAAACAUCCUCAGCUACUGUGGAACAUGCUACUGAAUGUGUGACUUUUCUUGAAGACUUGUGGAUAGUGUGUUAAUGACUAUGAUGAUGCCAAGUUUAUGCCUUUUUGUAGAAUUAUGUGACCCAAUAUGGAGGAAGUGUCCGCAUACUGCAGUUUUGCUUCAAUUCUUUACCACUGGAUGUAGAGAUGUCUCAGGAUUUCUAUUUUCAUUUAAUUACUGUCCAUUUUGCUGUAUUGGAGGCUUUUUUUUUUCUUCUUAAAUAAAUUUGCUUUGAUCUUUUGUAGGUCAGGAUUGGCACUUGAUCUUGACAGUUCUGGAAGAGAACACUACAUUUAACAGCCUGUAUUACCUAAUACUGUAUAAUAAUUUAAGCAUCUAUUCAGAUAUACAAAUCCUUUUUCAGAAAGAUUUUGCUAAGGUAAUAGUAGAUAAACUGUUGUUUUCUUUGAGCAAUUGAGCAGUGAGUUUUAUUUUACCAUGGUACAAAUGAAGUGAAUACCCAAGAGUGAUUUUAUAGGCUCUAAUCACUGUUUAUUUUGUGUGAGUUGUAUUUAUUUUUAAUUUGUGUGACUAUCCACACUUAUCCCAGCUCAAGAUGUUCAUAAUGCUUUGACAUUUGCUCUACAUCCCAGCUAUACUGCAAACAUUUUCCUAAAACUAGCUGCACAUUUUUGUUUGUUUGAUUUAGCUACUUAUUUUUGAUUGAUUUUAAAUGUUAUAUAGUUUUAAAUUCCCUCUUUGUGUCAUAUUUUGGUUGUUUUACCUGCUGGUUUUCAGACUUUGCACAGAGUUGCUUGAGCAUGACAUAAGCAAAGUAUUAAAUACAGUAUGUAGAGGUGCCAACAUUGUUAACAAGAAAAUCUUAGUAGGAAAUCCCCCAAAUCCCUAGAAUAUGCGAGUAAACAGGAUGCCUUCAUGCUAUCGCCAUAAAUGGGGGGGUAUUGGUUGAACCAAUAUUUAACUCCAAUCUCAGAAAUGUUUGGAUUCAUAAGCAAGCAGCUGUGUGUACAAGUUCAAUUUAUAAUUGUUACAAAGUUAAUUGCAUGUAUGGUUUACAGUCCCAUAUAAUGUUCAAAUUAUGUUCACAUAAACUGUCUACAAAAAUAGUGAAAAUUUUACUGUUUAUCAACUGGCUUAUUUGAAGACAACUCAGUGCAGGGUCAGUACAAAAUUGGGCUUCCCACUUUUAUUAUUGUCAUUAAAUGAAACAAAUUAUAUAUAGUGCUGUGAAAAAGUAUUUGCCUCCAUCCUGGUUUCUUCUGUUUUUGUGUACAUCUCAUGCUAAAUGGUUUUAGAUUUUCAAACAAAAUACAUCAUAAAACAAAAGCAACCUGAGUAAACACACAAUACAUUUAUUUAUUUAUUUAUUUAUUUAUUUUUAUUGAAGAAAAUGAAGUGAUCCAACACCUAUCACCCAUGUGAAAAAGUAAUGGCCCCCUUAAACUUAAAAUUUGGUGUUGCCGCCUUUAGCAGCAAUGUCUGCAACCAAACGCUUCCGAUAACUGAAAUUAGACUUUCACUUCGCUGAUAAAUUAAGAUAAAUUUUCUUUUGCAUGAAGCAGUAGUAACUGAAAUGACUUUUGUGGCUUACAUCCUUUUGAGGGAUUCAGCUUUUCUGCUAAGUGAAUUUUAUUUGUGUUUUAGUCUGAGCGCUGAAGAAAAGCAUAGUUUUUGGUGUCUCCUGUAUUGCAGUAGCAAGAAGUCAAAAAUUGUAAAUGCAAUGGCUAAACCAUCGAUGUUGGCACCUCUGAAUAUGAGCACAUGUAUGCAACAAAAUCAGGGUUUAUAAGUAUUUUCUAUCUUCUCCUGGUGUGAAAUUCUCCUUUUCUUUCACAGUGUGCUGAUGUAACAUUGCCAGUUUGGAAUAACUGAUUGCACCCAAUGCUUCCCAAUUUAUAAACUGAAAAAUAAAUGCAAUUUAUACAAUUUA